This is a messenger RNA of Ctenopharyngodon idella (grass carp), 4200 nucleotides long. It is a transcript of the gene ccdc187, whose product is annotated as coiled-coil domain containing 187. The coding region runs from base 281 to 2422 and encodes 713 amino acids. The transcript is spliced from 13 exons. The record is from RefSeq and is a predicted model, not a curated record. NCBI's taxonomy places the organism in Eukaryota, Metazoa, Chordata, Actinopteri, Cypriniformes, Xenocyprididae.
GUCCAGAAGUUUGUCCGCGCUGGCUUACCAUCCCUGUGGAGGCUUCAUGCCAUUGUCUCGUUGUCAAAAACAGUCUGUGUAGUCGGAAACUUUGAAACUGGGUAAUUAUAGUUCAGAUACUGCCAAAUCUAGUAUGAGCUUGUGAGAAAUGAGAUUUUUCGAGUAGCCCUAAUAUGCAACAAGUAGCUGAACAUACAAAAGAGAGAGCAUUUGUAGAGAAGUGAAGAGCGCAGAGCAGGUGUUGCUGGAUGGCAUGAGUUGUUGAGCAGUGCCAGCAGUCAUGGCAGAGCUGGAGGUGGAUCAGUCCAACCUGCCCAGAGUCCAGGAGGUGUGCCAGUGUUUUGCUGUACUAGAGGAUGGAGCUCUAGCUCAUAACCUGCAGGAGCAGGAAAUUGAGCAGUAUUACAACUCAAAUGUGCAGAGGAAUCAGCUGGUGCAGAGGGACAUCAGAGUAGCCAAGAGACUCCAGGAUGAGGAGGAGCAGAGAGCUCAGAUGCUUCAGGAACAGGCCACUCGCCAACUGGAGGAACGGGACUCGGAAUACGCACACAUGAUUCAGGAGGAGAUCCAGCGGCGUGCGGAGGAGGCUCUGAGGAGGGAGGUGGAGGAUGAGGAAAUUGCAAAAAGGAUACAGGAAGAGGAAGAGCUUUGUGUGAGACACCGGAGCAGUUACCAAAAUAAAGAUGGUAGAGAGUCCACAAGCAUUCCUGCUCGUCCAUACUCACCCCACGCUCCUCACAAUCGGUCUCCAACUAGAAGAUGGCAGCUCUCCUCUUCACCCACCUACUCAGACUCUGAGGAGGAACUGAUUGAGUACAGCAGGCCUACAGUGAUACGGCAGGAUAGCAAACUCACUGUAGGCCAGAGGAAGCUGGUCAGAAGACCUUCCAGAGCUCAUUUAGAGCAGGACAACAGGAGCGUGACCAGCCAGAGCAGCAGCAGCAGAUCCUCACACCUGUCAGGUGGAUGGGGUGAUGUCAUCAAGCUCAUAAAGAAUGACAUGAGCGAGCAAGGCUACCUCAGCCACAGCUCUGAGGAUGAUCUCUUUGAACCCGUCUAUAAACUUGAGAAAAUAUUGCGACAGAAGCAGCAGGUCCCGGGAAAGAGAAUGAGUCGCCACAGCAGUAUGAGGGAGGAUCAUAGCAGAACGUGGCAGGGAGACAGUUGCGGUCAUAGGGAGAGUUUUAGGGAAAGGCAUGUUCAUUUCCCGGAUGAACGGAGGUGCAGUCGUGGCAACAGUUGUAGGACCAGUGAAAAUGGUUACAGUGACACUAGGGAAAGAGUUCAGUGUUCAACAGGGAUAUUAAGGGAUGAUCACACACACCUCAGAGAAACUGCAGGUCUCCAGACUCAAGCUCAGGUGUUUCGACGGAACAUUUCAAUGCGACGUAGUUAUCAUGGUAAUGUCAGGCGGACAUCAGUGCGUGAGGGAAGCAGAACAUGCAGCGUAGAUGAUUCUAACUUGACUAGAGCAAGACUCUCAAAUAAUGCCCCCUCACUGCGUCCUAGAGCACCACAGUUGAUGGAGGUGGAGGACCGUUUGAGAGAUACAGGGAGGUUGGAGAUGAUGAGAGCCAGAAACACACGCCAGAGAGCUAGAUCAUUAGCCGAGGACGAAAGGAGGAUAGAAGGGGACCACAGGCGUGGAGAUAGUAGAGUGAGGCGAAGUCAAAGCGAGCGCUGGCAGACCUUUGAGGAAGAAAGAUCAAGCACAGAGGAAGAGAUGGAGAGGGAGAGCAGGAGGGAGGAGAGACGGAUGCAGAAACGCCAGUCUUCCGGAGCAGGAUCUGCUUUUAGGAGUGGAAUGGCUGCUCUUGACUUGGGAGAUCUGGAGCAAGUGCUGCUGGAUGAGGAGCUGGCCCGCAGGCUUCAGGAAGAGGAGGAGAGAUUGGCCGAAGAGACUCAGCAAGGUUCCUCUCCUCUUAGAAGGGACUGUCCUGUUGGAGACUUCAGAGCGGCACAGGUUGCUCAAGAUGAGGAAAUUGCACGUUUCAUGCAGAAACAGGAGAUAAAGGCUAAACGGAGAUCUCGUGAGCUGGAACAUGCUGGACCUGGGCGGGAAUACAGGGAGAAUGACAGGAGAGCAGCAUGUGACAGACAGAGGCAGAGACUGGAUUCUGAAGGACUUCAGUCCCCAGUUGAUGACUCUACGCCAAGUCAAAAUUCCAUGACAAUGCAAUCGCAAGCCAUCAGGAAUAUUGCAGAAGAGCUGGACCCCACUUUUCAAAGGAAGGAUGCAGAUGAAGCAGGACAAAUUAAUGGUCCCUGUCAAAAUCAAACUUCACAAGUAGGCUUGUACAAUCCCUUGGAAGAACCUACUUUCGUGCCACCCACGAAACGACAGAGUGACAAACUGGGACGAGUAAAGCCCAAGGAGAAAAAGGAAAAUGCAAAACAGAAAGAGAACUGCAAGCAGCAGUGAUGUUGGACAUAUAAGCAUGUGAAAUCAACUAUAAUAACGAAUUCAUGACCAUUAAAGAUAUGCAUGUAUGUUCCAACAGUUUGGGGCUUUCCAGUCUUCUGCUUUCUCCGAGACUUGUGGGAUACAUUUUAACCAACAAAUCGACUUGAACUUGCAAAACAGGGACACUCCAUCCAGAUAAUGCUGCUACUACUAGUGAACAUCUGUUUAGGUCAUGUCUUGGUUUUUUGGUUUAUUUGUUUCAUUAUUGUUUAGCAGGCUAGUGUCACCACCAUGGGAAAGCUCCCUCUAUAAGUACUUGGAAUUACACAUUUGACUUCUGGGAAAACCUGAAAUGAUAUUACGCUUUGAUAAAGGAAGUUGGCACAUGGUUGAGUUUACAUCUGGAGUUUUCUGCAUGACUGUUAAUCUCUGAAGAUGUCCAAGCGGGCAUUCUUUUAGAAUUUCACGUACCUUUUUUUCUGUAUUCCAGGAACUACACCAGUCUUAAUUUGCCUAAAGUGGUUUUUUUUUUUUUUUUUUUUUUCUCCAUAUUAUGUAAGGCUCUAAUUUGUAAGAAGUUACAGCCUUUUUUUGCAAAAAACAAAUCAUGCAUUCAUAAUGAAAAAAUGUUUACUAUUCAUAACAUUAUUACUAAUAAUAUUUAGUGGUUUACUCUCUGGCUUGAGUUCCUUUUUUAUAGUGUACAUCAGCAUAUAUUCUAUAUAUGUAUAGUUUUACAAGGCUGGAGGAAAUGAAACUCAUUUUUGUGUAUUUUUGUUCUGCCACCAUUAUGUUUCUAUUAUAUUCAGCACUGUUAUGACAAUGUGUUGUCAUGAAUCAGUAUGCCACCUUCAAUGCCUAUAUAAAGUUUAAAAAAGGCUUUGUACAGAAGACAUAAAAUUACAAUAUUAUUGUUCUGGAUGUAUAUCAGUAAACACUUUUUAAUAGUGUGGAUUUAAAUUUGGACAGUAGAUACAGAGGUUAAGACUUUCCCCAAUUACCAACAAAUUCAUGCAAAUCUCGCGGGAAGCACCUCAAACAUCAAGUUUCAUCAAGACCUCUUCCUACAAAGCGAAACUUGUGUGUAGAAAAGGGAUUUUUUUUCUCUUUUGUAAGAGGUUGUUUUAUAAACAGGAUUAUUCUGUACAGGGCUUUGCAUAGUAGAACCGUGGUGACGCAUAAAGUGACACAUUAAACAGGGUGACCUUUUUGACCGUUGAAUACAGCUUCGCAUCAUCAUAGCACUCGCCCACCAGCUGUUCCAUUCCAUCCUAACUGCUGUUAUGAUUAUAAUGCCUUGACAAAACAUCUCCCUGGAGAUGUUUUUUUUUUUUGUGGAAGCACAGUGAUUUAACAUGUCAGCACAUGUAAGAGUUUGCUUAAGGUAAGAUGUGGGAGGAAAAUGAAACCGGUAUGAUUCAUCGUACUGUAAUUCCUAGGUGCACUAGGUUAGUCGCGUUACAGGCGCUGAAUAUUUCUUCAAAGCUGGUCAUCAGGGAACUCCCACUGAGUCACCCAACGAUGUAAAAAUAUACAGUUCAUUGAACAGUUUAUCUUUUUUUUUUAGAUUAGAUCAUGUUAUAUAUGUGAAGUCUAAGAAUUCAAAUCAGGUUUCAACUGGUUUAUUGACCUCUGUUCUCUGGAACAGUUUAAAAUACACUUACAGGAAAUCUUUAAUAACUGGUUUAAUGGCCUCAAUAUCUGCUCCAUACACAUUCCUAACACAUGGAUUAUAUGGUCCCUUAGGGCAAGGGCUUUUGUUUUACAGCAUACAGAAUAAAAUGUGCAACAUGCUA